Molecule: messenger RNA, 935 nt
Organism: Anopheles cruzii
Lineage: Eukaryota; Metazoa; Arthropoda; Insecta; Diptera; Culicidae
Product: LIM/homeobox protein Awh-like
Exons: 6
Coding region: 45-860 (271 amino acids)
Biological process (GO): regulation of transcription by RNA polymerase II; neuron differentiation
Cellular component (GO): nucleus
Molecular function (GO): DNA-binding transcription factor activity, RNA polymerase II-specific; RNA polymerase II transcription regulatory region sequence-specific DNA binding
Source: RefSeq, a predicted model, not a curated record
UCCCCAACAGAAGAAUAACGAAGAACGUUCUUAAGCUGCGCUGGAUGAUGGAUAUCAAAGUGGAACAGCUCAAGACGGAGCUGCGGAUAUGCACCGCCUGCGGUGAGCCGAUCGCCGAUAAGUACCUCUUCGACAUCGAUGGUAGCGCCUGGCACGGAUCCUGUCUGCGGUGCUCCGUCUGUCUGACGCUGCUCGAACGCCAACCGUCGUGCUACUUCCGCGAUCGACACGUCUACUGCCGGACGGACUAUGCCAAAACGUUCGGCGCCAAGUGUUCCAAGUGCUGCCGCACGAUAGCGGCCUCCGAUUGGGUGCGCAAGGCGCGCGAUCUCGUCUUCCAUCUGGCGUGCUUCUCGUGCGACACUUGUGGCCGGCAGCUCUCGACCGGCGAGCAGUUUGCGCUGAUCGACGAUAAGGUGAUGUGCAAAAUUCACUACAUGGACACGGUCGACGAUGGAUCCAACUCGAGCGAUGACGGUUGCAGUAGCGAUGGGUACAACAAGAACAAAUCGAAGCGCGUCCGGACCACGUUUACCGAGGAACAGCUGCAGGUGCUGCAGGCCAACUUUCAGAUCGACAGCAACCCGGACGGGCAGGACCUGGAGCGGAUAGCGCAGCUGACGGGCCUCAGUAAGCGGGUGACACAGGUUUGGUUCCAGAACUCGCGCGCCCGCCAGAAGAAACAUACGCACGUUCCACGUGACCACAAUCCCAAUCUGUUCGGGGCGCUGCGACAGGAUCUGAACAACAACAGCAGCGGGCAAGCGGGCCUGAGCGACCACGAACCGGGCCACAGUAUGGGCAAACAUUCGGGUGCGAUGUUCAACUCACACGUGAACCUCAUCAACCUGAUGGUGUAACAUAUGGGAAGGCAAUCACUGUUGCAUGCGCCACACGGAGGUUGCCAAAUGGAUGAUUGCUGAAGACGUCGCCUC